This is a messenger RNA of Sitophilus oryzae (rice weevil), 2976 nucleotides long. RefSeq lists its product as uncharacterized. The record is from RefSeq and is a predicted model, not a curated record. The transcript is spliced from 3 exons. The coding region runs from base 369 to 2855 and encodes 828 amino acids. Lineage: Eukaryota; Metazoa; Arthropoda; Insecta; Coleoptera; Curculionidae.
GGACCCCGUUAUGCAAUAAGGAACCAACCGUCAAUUUUUGAAAAACCGAGAUAUUACCACUAUACUAAUUGGAAUAUGUUACUUUACCAAUUUGCAAUAGAGAUCCAAAUAUUUAUGAUGAUAUAGCCAUCUACGGGCCAAUAAAGCCAAUUUGCAAAAUUAAAAAUAAUGAAAUAAAAGUUUUCUAUAAAGAUCCAAACCCAUCUGGAUCCUUUUUACAGGAAUCUGUAUUCUAUUCGUUGCGCAGGUCUGAACCAGAGUUAUUUGGGUCUCUUUUGCGAAUUUAACCAAGUGUCUUUAUUCAAACGGCGAAUGUUGUAACGGGUAUUAUUGUUUAGUGUUUUUAGCCGGUGUUUAUUUACUGCAACAUGUUUAAACAAAAUAUAGUUUCUCAGAGAGUUCAAAAGAUAUUAAAUAAUACAAAACUAUUGUCACAGUCACCUUUAGCUGAAAUAGAUCAAAAUCAGAAUAGCAUUUUAAAAUUAAAUAACUUGUUUGUGGCACCAAAUAAUAUGGAGUUGGUUCCGUCAACUAGUAGACUUUCAUAUGUAGAAGAGAAGCAAAGAGAUAAAGGGGAGAACUAUACAAACUAUAGUGAACCAAUAGCAGACAUACAAUUAGGGCAAAAAAACUAUAUUAUAGUUGCCGAAAAAAACUCUGAUGACUUUAUAAAGAUUGAUACUUACCAGGCUAAUCCUAAUGAAGAAUGUAAUCUGGGUAUCAACCAGAGUCUACCAGUGGCAGAAGUUUUGGUCUAUCCAGAAUUUUCACGUACUCACACAAACCAGAAAGAAGAUUUCUUUGAGCCCCCAACUGACAUGGAGGCACUUCCUUCAACUAGUACUCCCUUAUGUUUAGAAGAGGAACGAGAUGUUGAAGGGAAGAAUGGUAUCAACUAUAAUGAGCCAAGAGCAGAACUAAGGAAAAUGGAUAGAUGUAAUAGAGACUUUGAGGAAGACUCUGAUGACUCCAUAAGGGAUCAAACUUACCAGCCUGAUUCCAACGCAGAAUCGUCAGAAAAAAAUGCAGACAGCGAGCCAGAAAAUGAGCCUGUUUUUAAAAAAAGCGAGGGACGUCCUGGAAGGGGAAGGAAAAGAAAGUUUCCAGAACAGGAUAGACAUUUAAGAAAAGUAUAUACCAAUAGUAAUAAGCGACAUUAUACGGCAAAAGGAAACCUUGUACAACCCAAAGAGUUUAUUGAAUUUAAAUGCAAAUGUCUUGCGAAUUGUCAUGAAAAAAUUUCGCUAGAGGAGCAGCGGAAUUUUUUUCAACAAUAUUGGAAUUUAGCAGACUACAACGUGCAAACCACUUUUCUUUCUACAUACAUAAGGGAAUCAUCUGUAAAGAAAAAACUUGUGACUGCAAAAAAUCCUCAAAUGCGAAACUUUUCCAGACAAUAUUUUAUUAACAAAACGGAAGUUUGUAGGGAUAUGUUUAUCAACGUUUUACGUGUAUCUACCAAACGCAUAAAUACGGCGCUUUGCAAAGUCAGAAAGUUAGAAAUACCAGAUCGGCGAGGUCUAAGUAGUGGUGGACAUAACAAAAUGUCAGCUGAUCAAGAAAGUGCUGUAAUUACACAUAUCAACCAAUUUCCACGCUAUAAAUCUCACUAUUGCAGAUCUACAAAAGGAAAUCAAGAGUUUUUGCAAGAAGGGACAACAUUGACAAUAAUGUAUAAACUUUAUAAAAUUGCAAAUUUAAAACCAGUAAGUUUUUCAUCCUACAAAAAGAUAUUUCUAACGAAGUUUAAUUUAAGACAAAAAAAGCCCAAAAAAGACACAUGCAAUAAGUGUGACACUUUUAGUGCAAAAAUAAAAGGUUUAACAAAUGAAGAGGAAAAAAUAAAAGUUCAAAGUGAGCACGAUCUUCAUUUGCAAGAAGCAGAAACAGCAAGAAAAGAAAUGAAUUUAGAUCUUGAGAUUGCAGAAAAUAAUGAAAAUACGGAGACUGUAACAUUCGACAUGCAAAAGACGCUUCCUCUUCCUCGACUAAGUACAAAUAUUUUGUUUUACAAAAGGCAGCUAUGGUUGUACAAUUGCGGCAUUUAUGCUGGAAAGCAAAAAAAAUCCACGUUUAACAUUUGGAUCGAAGGGGAAGCUGGCAGAGGAGCCCAGGAGGUAGGCUCCUGUUUAAGAAAAUAUAUCGCCAUGAAUAACAUAUCGGAGAGUGUUGAAAAUUUAAUUUUUUGGAGCGAUUCGUGCGGGGGGCAGAACCGCAACAUUAAAAUGGUGCUUAUGAUGAAAUGUAUUCUAGAGGAGACUUUGCAUUUAAAAAGUAUUAGAAUAAGGUUCCUGGUCUCUGGUCACAGUUUCCUCCCAAAUGAUAGUGACUUUGGGGAUGUUGAAUGUGCAAUUAAAAAACAAAAUAAGAUUUUUUCUCCGCAGGAUUAUAUUAACAUCAUGCGAACAUGUAGGAGGAAACGCCGUAUCAAUAUAAACAGAAUGGUAAAAGACGAUUUUGUAAGUACGAAAAAAUUAGAAAAGGCCAUCGUAAAUAGAAAAAAAACUUGUGAGGCAGAGAAAAUAAAUUGGCUACAUAUUAAGGAAAUUAAAAUUUUAAAAGAGAAAAAAAACAGCAUUUUUAUCAGGGCAGGCUACAAUGAUGAAAGCGAAUAUAAGGAAAUUAAUAUUAAAAAAGGAAAGGGCCCCAAUGUUAACCUUUCUACACUUUUAGAACCUCUUUGGCCAAAUGGAAAAGAAGUGGCUGAAGCGAAACUAAAAGACAUAAAAAGUUAUUUACAUCUAAUUCCCGAAGAGGACCACCCUUUUUAUAAAAACCUUAUCGGAAAUCCAAAUAUUGUGGAGGACAUAGAUGGCUAUAACAUGGACUUAGACUUUGAUCUAGAGGAAUAUUAAUUAAAAUCCAAAGAUAAUAAUUUUGUUUCUUGUGUUUUCUUUUUGUUUUGUUUUUUUGUUGUUUUUUUUAUAAGAAUGUUUAUUUUUUUAAAUAAAAUGCUAAUUUGGGUCUAGCAUUAAA